Molecule: messenger RNA, 1893 nt
Organism: Tyto alba (common barn owl)
Lineage: Eukaryota; Metazoa; Chordata; Aves; Strigiformes; Tytonidae
Gene: LYSET
Product: transmembrane protein 251
Exons: 2
Coding region: 349-744 (131 amino acids)
Source: RefSeq, a predicted model, not a curated record
GUCGGUGAGGGAGCCGCAGCGGCGCGGGGUCCGAGCGCGGCGGGGGUCGCCAGCGGGCGGCUGGCGCGGGAGAGCCCCGCAGCACCCGCGGAAUGCGGGGUGACAGCCCUGAUAACCAGCGCGGGUCUCUCCGAAAGCUACAAGGGAAAAAUAGUGCCUCGAAACGGAAAAUAAUGAUGACAAAACUCCAGGCGCUCCCUCUGCCUCUUUCGGCGUGACCCAGAGCCGAGGCUCCUCUCCUGGCCGCUGCUGCCUAACAAGGGAAGGAGGAGAAACAGCUGAUGUUUUACCAUCUUAAAUCUGCUGCAGUUUUAGUAGUGUUUGUGCCUUCGGUGCAGAGCAUGGAGAAUGAUGAACUUCCGCCAGAGGAUGGGAUGGAUUGGUGUGGGGUUGUACUUGUUAGCAAGUGCUGCAGCUUUUUAUUACGUCUUUGAAAUCAAUGAGACUUACAACAAACUAGCACUGGAGCACAUUCAGCAACACCCCAAGGAACCACAGGAAGGAACCACAUGGACGCACUCCUUAAAAGUACGACUGCUAUCCUUGCCUUUUUGGCUGUGGACUAUAAUAUUUUUAAUACCAUAUUUACAGAUGUUCUUGUUCCUCUAUUCCUGUACAAGAGCUGACCCCAAAACUGUUGGGUAUUGCAUCAUUCCUAUCUGCUUGGCUGUAAUUUGCAAUCGUCAUCAAACAUUUGUGAAGGCCUCUAAUCAGAUCAGUAGAUUACAACUGAUUGACACUUAGAUCAAUUUCUAGUUUCCAUAGCUGUUUUGAAGCAAUUGCAUAUGCCUGAUCUAAUCACAAGACUGAAGUUCUGAGUGAAGGCUGGAAAGAGCCUUUUCUUCCAAACCGUUAAACAAUGAAGAGAGUGACUGUUUUCUAUUUAAAAAAAAAAAAAAAAAAAAAAAAAAGUAACUACAAAGGUUUUUAAAUAUGGGUCUAUCAGAAUGGCCAGAGUGGGAGAGCCCUGUGUGACACUUGAUGGAAGUAUUCCUCAUUUUGCCUUAAUGAUGCAAAAUUGCAACACUCCAUCUGAAACGUCCUGUGGGGAAAUAAGUUUCUGGUCCAUGACUUUACUCCUCUGUGCAAAAAAGUGAUUUCAUAUGUUUUCCCUUGGAGUAAAAUCAAGAUGAUACUUUUGUGGUAAAUGUAAGAGAAAAAAAUCAGAACAUGAUUAUAAAAGCUGCACUUAACACAAUUCUUUGCUUUUUCUUUUUUUAAGUAAUUAAUAUCUACAUCAGUGAUGGUUUUUAAUGAUUUUUUUUUUUAAAUAAAUAAAUUUAGUUAUAGGAAGCAAAGAAUAAAGUUUGUGCGAACCUUUAAAGGGACAAAGGUACUUUUUUUCUGUGGCAGCAUACUGUCUUUCAGUGACCACAACAGUACCAUGCUGUAGGAGUGAGGAGUGGCAAAGGCCUGGAGGCUGGUGCUUUAAAUUCUUUUCCUAUGAUGUCAAAAGCAGAUUAUGCUGUCAUUGGCCUCUAGUCUGCACAAAACUUCAUUUGUGUUUCCUUUUCCUAUCUGUGGAAAUCUCUGAUAAAAUUACAAGUGAUUGGAAUUUACUACCGUUCUAAGUUCACUCCUGACAUGAUGCAAACCCGUGUUCUGGAAGCACUGAUGUACUAGGAACAACUUUGAAUUUGGGAAAGUAACUGGUAUUAGGUUGGGGGGAUGAUACAGACAAGGUUGUAAGACAGAGACAACUGUGUUUCUUCCAGAAGUUAGAAGUAAGGCACCUUCUUAUUAUUGCAAUGAAUGCAGAUUUCUUCAGUCAUACUGAAAUUCCACUGAGAUUUCUUACCAUAGUUUCAACUUCUGUUUUUCAGUGGUAUUUUGGCAUAGCAUUUAAUUCUAACUUCUAGAUUGUGUGUUUUGAAUAAUAUCGAAUCUGUCCUU